Messenger RNA from Myotis daubentonii (Daubenton's bat), 2548 nucleotides. RefSeq names its product ferrochelatase (gene FECH). The record is from RefSeq and is a predicted model, not a curated record. NCBI's taxonomy places the organism in Eukaryota, Metazoa, Chordata, Mammalia, Chiroptera, Vespertilionidae. The transcript has 11 exons. Gene Ontology annotation, biological process: heme biosynthetic process. Gene Ontology annotation, molecular function: protoporphyrin ferrochelatase activity. Gene Ontology annotation, cellular component: mitochondrion. The coding region runs from base 173 to 1372 and encodes 399 amino acids.
UUUGCCCCGCCCCAAUCCGGCUAGUGAAGGUGGCGGCGCGCCUCGGGGGCGCGGGGGAGACGCGAGCGAGAUCAGGUGCGGGCGGCGGAGGGGCGCCCUGGGCUCGGUGCUGGGGCCCCGCUGAGCGCGCCGCCGCGGCAGGGAUCCAGGGCCGGCGGAGGCCGCCCCGGGAAUGCUCUCGCUCCACCUCAACAUGGCUGCGGCCUUGCGAACUGCGGGCGCUCUGCUCCGCGAUCGAAUGGUGCCUGGCAGCUCAAGGGCCCGACAGCCAUGGAGGUGCCAAUCAGAUGCAGCAGCCGCAGCAGUAGCCACCACAGAAAAAGCCCAAAGUGCCAGAAGCCCAAAACCUCAAGUUCAACCGGGGAAGAGGAAGCCGAAGACUGGGAUACUGAUGCUAAACAUGGGGGGCCCUGAAACCCUCGGAGACGUUCACGACUUCCUCCUGAGGCUCUUCUUGGACCGAGACCUGAUGACACUUCCUGUUCAAAAUAGGCUGGCACCAAUCAUCGCCAAACGUCGAACCCCCAAAAUCCAGGAGCAGUACCGCAGGAUUGGCGGCGGAUCCCCCAUCAAGAUGUGGACUUCCAAGCAAGGAGAAGGCAUGGUGAAGCUGCUGGACAAGAUGUCCCCACACACAGCCCCUCACAAAUACUAUAUUGGAUUCCGGUACGUCCACCCUUUAACAGAAGAAGCAAUUGAAGAGAUGGAGAGAGAUGGGCUUGAAAGGGCUAUUGCUUUCACGCAGUACCCACAGUACAGCUGCUCUACCACAGGGAGCAGCUUGAACGCCAUUUACAGAUACUAUAAUGAAGUGGGGAAGAAGCCCAUGAUGAAGUGGAGCACAAUUGACAGGUGGCCCACGCAUCCCCUCCUCAUUCAGUGCUUCGCAGACCACAUUCGGAAAGAGCUGGACUGUUUUCCACCCGAGAAGAGGAGCGAGGUGGUCAUUCUUUUUUCUGCCCACUCACUGCCAAUGUCUGUGGUCAACAGAGGGGACCCCUAUCCUCAGGAGGUGGGCGCCACUGUCCAGAAAGUCAUGGAGAAGCUGGGUCACUCCAACCCCUACCGGCUGGUUUGGCAGUCCAAGGUGGGUGGCUUCCGCACGUUGCGGGCAGUCGGCUCUUUCGAGGACACCUAUUUUAGGACUUAUCGAGUACUCUCAGUUCUAGCUAACGAGUGUGGAGUUGAAAACAUCAGAAGAUCCGAGUCUCUUAAUGGAAAUCCAUUGUUCUCUGAGGCCCUGGCCGAUUUGGUGCACUCACACAUCCAAUCAAACGAGCUGUGCUCCAAGCAGCUGGUUCUGAGCUGCCCACUCUGCGUAAAUCCUGUCUGCAGGGAGACUAAAUCCUUCUUCACCAACCAGCAGCUGUGACACCCGCCAGAGGACCCCGUGGGAUUAGGCAGAUGCCAACCUGCAGAUACCUCCGACUCGGAGGACGCAUUUAGAGCCUGAGGAAGGAGGUCACAUUAGGGCACGUGCAGCCUUUGGGCACACAUCGUGUGAUUUCUUGAGGAACGACUCUGAAAUCCUGAUUGAGGGUUUUGUACUUUACAUGCCAAUGUAGUAAACAUGUAUUAGUAAACAAAAGUUUCUCAUUUGAAAUGGCCACUAUGCUAUUUAAACACUGAAUUUUAAAAAUGUAUCUUAUGAGAGGCAAACAUAUUUUAAAUAUAGAUUUUGGUUUUAUUGCCCAAAAAAAACCUGCAAGGGGACGGAGGGUCCCGGCUGUGGGCUGUCAGUGUGAAUGAGGUCUGCUUACAGGUCUCAUGCAUAUAGUUGUUUUGUUUGUUUUUAAGUGGACAUAGUUGAGCAAAUGCAAUAUAAUUUGAAAAAGAAAUGUUACCUAAUCUUUCCUAGGCCCCUGGGUUACAGAAUGCUGGUGAGGCUGGUGAGGGCCGCUUUUGCCAGUGCUGUGACCUUUCAUGGUCAUUUGGUUCUAGUGUGUGAACCUCUCUUUCCUCACCAUCAAACCAAAUCAAGGCAGAUUCCAAAAGUGCUCUGAGAUUCCGAGGCGCACAAGACUGAUAAGCGUGUGAAAAUCCAGCCUCUGUCAUUGGUGGCUGGAGGGGAUCUGUGCACGGGAACGGGGCUCCCACUGCCUCUUGUCUCUGAGGACUCGAAGCCGGGGAAUGCUGAUGAUGCCAUUCACUGUUCAAGCUCCUCCCAGGACCCGUGGACCUUUCCCUCAACCAUUUUCUUUAUCUUGGUUGACUGUGUCCUUUCUGCACAUUGUUUGAAGAAUUAUUUUUAUAAAGUUAACUGUGUUUUGUAACGUUGAAUUUUCUUAAUUUACGAUUUUAAUUACAAAAUUAUAUUACAUGCAAUUGGAAAUUUGAAAAGUAGAGAAAAGAAAAAUAACCAUUCUAAUGCAACAGCUAGUACAUCAUAUUAUCUUUCAUGUCAUUCUUUUCCUGUGGGUGUUUUUAAUGCUAUUGUCACCUUGAAUUUUGAGUGAAAAGUUCUAAAAAUGUAGAAAUAAUAUAGGAUCAGAGUCUGAUCUUCUGUACUUGGAUUUUAAUGGAUUAAAAGUCUCUGAUAGAUCCAUAA